This is a messenger RNA of Darwinula stevensoni, 888 nucleotides long. NCBI's taxonomy places the organism in Eukaryota, Metazoa, Arthropoda, Ostracoda, Podocopida, Darwinulidae. The record is from the annotation of a GenBank genome assembly.
AUGGUAUUAGGACAGCCCAUACGAAAUCUUCUCACCUACACGGGAGUGGAAUGGGAGGAUAAAACGUACGAGAUCUCCCCUCCCGAUGGUCCUGGAAGGCAGGCCUGGGAGAACGACAAGAACGACGGACUUGGCCUGGAUUUCCCGAAUCUCCCAUACUACAUAGACGGAGAUGUGAAGCUGUCGCAGUCGCUGUCCAUCAUCCGCCAUCUGGGAAGGAAGCACGGCCUCUACGGGCAGACGGAGGAGGAGCAGUGUCGACAGGACAUGGCCGAACAGCAACAUGUGGACUUGAAGAUGGCCAUGAUUCGUGCGGUCUACUUCCAAUUCGUCUGUGCACUUCGUGAUCUCCCCACGCCUGAGAGCAAAGCUGAGUAUCUGGAGGGGGCUCUUCCGACACAUCUGAAGCUCUUCACGAAAUUCAUCGGCGAUCGCAAUUGGCUCCUCGGCGAUCGUUUGACAUACGUGGAUUUCCUGUGGUACGAAGUCCUGGAUUGGCAACUGUAUUUGGAUCCAGAAUGUUUCAAGGACUUCCCGGUCGUCCGUGACUUCAUCGAACGUUUCGAGAACCUCCCGAAAAUCAAGGAGUACUUGAAGUCGGAUAAGUUUCAGAAGUGGCCUCUCUUUGGAUCCAUGGCCUUGUGGGGACACAAGGAAGAAGGGAUGAAGCUUCGAUUCCCCGAUGGAUGAAUUUUCGAAAUCGCCUUCGAUCAUUCCUAUUCCCAUCUUUUCCUCCUAUUCAACUCUCUAUGAAAGCUCUUCUUACUGACGCCGGACUCUUUCAUUUGUCCCUUCAGUACGUAUUCUGAAAUAAAUAGUCGUGAAGGCGAAAACUGAAAUCGAGCCUCCUUAUAUUCUAAGGGAUUACCGAUUAUCGUCAAAUGCAAC